GCAGUCGCGACGAACCAACGCGUCGAACGCACGUAUUUCUCCCGCCAAAAAAAAACAUCGAUUUUUAAACGUGUUGUGGUGACUUGUGUGUGUUGUGUAGUGACCCCUUUCGAAAUUCAAAUUGUGACGUGCGAUAGUGUUGUGACAAAUUUUUUUUUCGCAACCGGCGGCGUCUGUUCACGUGGAUGGAUGAUUUUUACAUCUAAUAGAAAUUCCGUCAAUAUGAUAUGAAAAUCAACAAUAUGAAUACGGUAAACUUUGCGGCAGCUUCGGAGCGCAGAGCUUCGUGUAUUUGAUUCGCGAGAGGACAGUGUGAGCAGACUAUGCCGGGUGUGAAGUAGCAAUGUCUGUUGCAUUUUUGUUCGGUGCGUUUGGAGCCCUGGCGCUGGUCACGCGCACGGGCUGCACAGAUAACACGAACAGCCUUGGAGCAGACGGAGUACCAGAAAUAGAUUAUUCGGAUGUGGACCUAGGCUUGACGCAGAGAGGGCCUCAUUUCGAUGUGGCGUACUCCAAGAAUGUGACAGCCCUUGUGGGCAAGACCGCACAGCUGAACUGCAGGGUUCAUGACCUUGGUAACAGAACUGUGUCAUGGAUCAGACACCGUGACAUACACCUGCUGACGUCAGGUCGUAUGACGUAUACCUCCGACCAGAGGUUCAUAAGCGUCCACAACCCUCACACUGAGGAUUGGAUUUUAAAGAUAAGAUUCCCACAGCGCCGGGACUCAGGCGUAUACGAGUGCCAGGUUGGCACCACGCCUCCGAUUGGCCAUCGAAUGUUCCUCUCUGUCGUCGAGCCGCUGACGACAAUCCUGGGUGGGCCCGAGUUGUUCAUCAACACGGGUAGCACCAUCAACCUGACGUGUGUGGUUCAGCAUUCACCUGAACCACCGCCGACCAUACGCUGGACACACAAUGAUGAGGAGAUUAACUACGACUCCCCCAGAGGGGGCGUGUCAGUGAUUACGGAGAAGGGGGAGACUACCACCUCCCACCUUCUGGUCCAGCGGGCUAGGGCGCCGGACUCCGGCCGAUAUACCUGCGGCCCGGUCAACGCAAAUCCCAAGUCUGUUCUCGUCCAUGUACUGAGUGGUGAGCACCCAGCAGCUAUGCAGCACGGUGGUCAGCUGCGUCUCCAAUAUCCACUCUCCUCAGCCCUCCUCAGCCUCAUCGUGACCCUGAUGGGGUGCUAGUAACAACUAGAUGUUUUCUAUUGGCGUUAAGUAUAUGCUAUUGAAGGUAUCUUGUUCUUUUUACAAAGGAUUUAUUAUUUCAUCGAGUGUGUUAAAAUUAAAUUAAUUAUUCAUAGUUUUACUAAUAUUUUGUGACAAUUCUGACUGUAUUAACGCUGGCGACAGUUUCGCCUUUAGCAAAGCCAUAGAAUAACUAUAUGGAUCUUUUUGAUAGAUCUAGCUCUUAUAUUGUUAACACUGGUGUCAAAUUGUAUUCAAGCCGCCUAAAAGACAGCGAUGGCUUUAGCGAUCCUGUGAGCGAUCACUGGCACAAUCUGAUGUCAAAAUGUGACGAUCGCCUUAAAGGCUGUGAGCGGCUUAUCAGCGCCCCCUAACAACCGGCGUCCGGGUGCACUGAACCACCUGCACUAUAGAGAAAGACGUCCCUGCUAAAGGCAUAUUUGACAUUUGGAUCCUUAUGAGGAAUUUUAACAUUUCGGUUUUUACCUUAUGCUCCUAUUUUUUGUGAAAUACACAUAUAAUUAUUAAUUAUUACUGUAAAUAUUUCAAAAUGUUUGCGAAAAGCAUCGUAAAAAGGCUUUGAUAUCUUCAACAGUGUAUCAAAAUUUGGUAAUUAUAAAAUAAUGAAAAGUCGAUUUACGGACUUAAAAUUCGUUUUGUAUUGAAAUAUAUAAUAUUUAUCGGAAAACAACGCGAUUUUGUCUUGCAAACAUUUAAAGUGAAAAUUUAAGUUUUAGUCGUAUGAUUUCCAAAAAAUAGUUUAGAUGUACACAAUAGAUACAUUAAGAAAUAGUGGAGAAGAAAGUGAAUAUGAAAGUUGAAGAAGUCCGCAAAACGCACACUAAGUAAAGUUAGAUUUUUUUGUACGUAAAAUUAAACUACGUACAUACGUAAAAUUAAUUACGUUAAUUUAAAUAAGUAUGCCAUUUCACAGGUAAAGGGACCUUAUAGUCUAUUUAUAAUUAUUUUUUUUAUUUCUGUUAACUGUGUACUUACUCAAAAACUAUUCUGAUCCAAAAAAAACACCAACAAAAAAAACCGUCUAUAAGGUAGACAUGGAUAGACGUCACUUAUUGUGUAGAAUAAAAACUAUAAUCAAAACUGGCGAUUCCAUUCAAAAAAAGUUUAAAAUAUAAUUAAAUGUGUCGAUUAUUAUAUUCGUUAUAUUUGUAAGACAAUCGCAUUGCUUUCAGCUCGUUCAUUAAUGUUAUUGAAUCAUGAUUAGAAAUAAGUUUUAUUUUGUGUUUCGAUAUGUUUUUGGUCCAAAAAUAAGUGUACGAUGUCCUGGCUAACUGUGUUUUUGCUAUGAUACAACUAUAAAAUUUGAAAGAAUACAAAAACAAUCUCCUUAAUCUAAAAACACAUUAUUUUUUCGAAAUGUUAAUUUUAUAAAACAUAGUAAAAUGUUCUAUAGCUUUUUGCAAAAAACUCUCUCUAUCUCUCUCGUCCUUUUGCUGGACGAAUAAAAUAUUCUUUCAAGAUUCGGCUCUGCUAUUAAGACCGGCCGCGUGCCUGACGUCGACCCUCUUUGCGAAUGCUGUUACUGUCAACUGUCAAGGCUUUAUAUUUUUAAUCAUCUUCCACGACAUUUACCGAAGGCUUAGCAAUAUUUUGCCUAUAUCAGGCGACAAUCUCCAAUAUUCUUCUGUUUUACUCGUUUUAUUAUCAAAUUGUUUGUCAAUCAAUUUUUUUAUAUGCUUCAAUUCUAGGGCGGGAAUCACACACAGCUUUUGGUGACACGUAGUUAUUUACAAAUUAAUCCCAUUCAUAUAACGGAAACAGUGUAAAAUUACAUCGCGAUCUGUCGCAAAAUGUUUUUGACACAUAUUGGCGUUAUGUUGAGAUGUGGUGUCAUAAAUUUUAUCCCAACGGUCACCAUGUCAACUAGUAGUAAUUAUUCAAUUUCAUGACACUACAAUAUCGAAUUUUAUGAGUCAGAGAUAUGUUAUGCAGUUAUACUGCAUAAUAUUAUAAAACAAAGUCGCUUCCCGCUGUCUGCUUAGAUACUGAAAACUACAUAACAAACACUAGUUAAGCAAGUUGGAAAAAAUACACGAAAAAUGUAAGAAUUUUUCGACUAUUGCGAAGUUGGUGCCUAUAUCCAGCCGUUUGAAAACCAUUAGCUUUUUUCUGGAUGAGAGGGGAUCCACUAGAAACGAGCUAAUUACAUUUUUGUAUAUACAAUUUGUUAAAAAAAAUAUAUUUCAGCUGAAUUUUAUUCGAGAGGUUAUCAGAAAAUAUUGACAAUACUCUCUAAACACAACUGAGGUAACAGUCGCUUUGUACACAAGUAACGCUGACGGGAAUUGGUACAGUCAGCGGCAUAUCUACCUAACAUAGCAAAUUCACCGCUACUACCUAUCACAUAGGAUCUAUUAUAAGGUGACUUGAUGUGGUGUUGAUUACCGAUUCUUAUAAAUUAUUUAUACACUGUCGAUGCUUCAAUGACGAUCGAGAAACUAUGGAUAGUCUUAACGGGAAGGCAGGAUUUAAUAACAACUAGGUUUUGCCCGCGGCUUCGCCCGCAUGAAUUUCUCACGGUAUCAAGCAUUUUUCUGGGAUUAAAGGUACCUUUUGUCCUUCUCCGUACUUUAACUACAGGUAGGUAUGCAAAAUUUUAAGAAGACUGGUAAAAUAUCUGAUUGGUAAAAAAUAUACAUAAUAUUUUAAAGUAAAAAUCAAAAUAUUAUCAACUAGGUACUUUUUACUAACGAUCGCCUGCUUCACUAAUCCUCUCUGGAAAUGCUGUUGUUUUGUAUUCAACUGUCUUACAUCGUCGCUUCGUAGGAGGAUUCCAUUGUAUUUGUAAUUGAUCGAUAAAACCGAUUACCUAAAUAUUAAAAUCUAAAAUCAACGUAAAAGUUUUAACAUUUUGAUAAAAAAAUAUAAUCCAAAAUUUUUGAAAGAAUACUGUUUUUAUUGCACAUUAAUUAAAAUAUCUCCGGUGCUGUAUACUUUAUGUGAAUUGGAAAAAUAUUUUUCGAUGCCCAAUAAAUAUUCUAUUUAUUAACUCAAUUUGUAUCUGGAAAAUUCGUGAUCAUUUUAUAUUUCCCAUUAAAGAUAAUUUUUUUUCUCAUAAAUUUUCCUCAGAAACCCCACUAUCUACAGAUAAAAACCGUCAAAAAUCCGUUAGGCAGUUUUUGCAUUUAUCGCCUUCAUAUGGACAGACGGGACAUAGUAACUUACUUUUAUAAUAUGUAAGAAUUUUAUAGUAAAAACACAGUAUCUGGCUUGCGAUGCUUUAUAUUAUAAUUAAUCGAAGCAAGAUUGUUAUAUCAACUAUAUCAACUCUUGUGGUAAGAGUUUUUCGAUCGCAUGAAGCAUUAAGCCUCGUUCGCACUAGCGCUUUUUUCAACGCGCGUAAAAAUAGAUUAGAAUGAAACAAUGUGAACAGGUGGUGUGUCCGUUCGAUGGCAAUGUGUUUUUAUCACGUAUUGAGUGCUGUGCAUUAUAAGGCGGAAAUAAAUACCAGUAGUAUACACACUUGUGUUCUAGCUAAAUGACAAACAAUUUUAUAUAUUAUAAAAUAUGAAGGAGAGGCCGCAGGGAUUUCUAAAUCCUAUGAAGGGGGGUACGAUGGUGGCUGAACAGCAUACGAAUACAGAUUGCUUGUAAGUUUAGCUUUCAAAUGUAAACGCACCAUGCCAACUAGAGCAGCUUGCAAUGUGUAUUUCCGUCUAAUAGACCAGCACACACCAAAUUUUUGAGUAGCAUUUUUGCUGUACGAUUGUUUGGAAUUGUAACGCUUACUUGUGUACACGUGCGUUAAAUUUCCAUACAAUUUUGCUGAUCACGAAAUGGAUACGCAAUCGAUAUGUGUUGAAUGCCGAUUGUCAAUACUUGCACGUGACAAGCUUGAAGUUAUUUAUACGCCCAUGCGAACGAGGAAUUAUAGUUCUUACUUAUCUCAUAAAUAGUCGAGCUUCAUUUCAAUAUUUGGACGAAUAUUUUAUAUUUUACCAUUUGAACAAUUGUAAAUACUAUGUAACGAUAGACAAAUUAUUUCUGUUAUUUAUGCAUUGACGACCUCAGUGGCGAAGUGGUAAAGUGCUUGCCUCUGAACCGAGAGGUCCCGGGUUCGAUCCCCGGUCGGGUCAUGAUGGAAAAUGAUCUUUUUCUGAUUGGCCCGGGUCUUGGAUGUUUAUCUAUAUAUGUAUUUGUUAUACAAUAUAGUAUCGUUGAGUUUAGUAUCCCAUAACACAAGUCUAGAACUUACUUUUUGGCUAGCUCAAUCUGUGUGAUUUGUCCUAAUAUAUUUAUUUUAUUUGUCCUAAUAUAUUUAUUUUAUUUAUAAAUUUAAAACUAUUAGAUUAGUGUACGUUAAACAUUUGAAUAAUGGUUAUUACUUUAAAAGUAUGAACUGUAAUUGCUAAAUGUAAUAUAGAAAAUAUUAACUUAAGUAAGUUUAAGUUGUAUAGUUAUUAAAUUUUGUUUCGUUUAGAUUUUAAAUAAACGAUACGGUUGUGUAAAUAGGUGAAAUGUUAUUUAAGAAAAUAAAUAAAGUUAUCGUCUACAACGUCUUUUUU
Plodia interpunctella (Indianmeal moth) is the source of this 5721-nucleotide messenger RNA. Its product is annotated as zwei Ig domain protein zig-8-like. The record is from RefSeq and is a predicted model, not a curated record. Bases 344 to 1195 code for a protein of 283 amino acids. NCBI's taxonomy places the organism in Eukaryota, Metazoa, Arthropoda, Insecta, Lepidoptera, Pyralidae. Gene Ontology annotation, cellular component: neuron projection membrane. Gene Ontology annotation, biological process: synapse organization. The transcript is spliced from 11 exons.